UUUCAGACGCUGAACUGGACAUGAAUGGGAUGGCAUCAGAUCACAAUACUUCCUCCAAGGAAGAAUACCUCCCACACUAUCUCCAGAAGGAAGAUCCCUUUGCAUCAAAGCUUUCUAAAGAAGCUGACAUCAUAGCUGGGUUUUAUUUGACAGUAAUUGGGAUUCUUUCAACUCUGGGAAAUGGGUAUGUUAUUUUUAUGUCUUCAAAGCGAAAAAAGAAGUUGAGACCUGCUGAGAUAAUGACUGUGAAUUUAGCAGUGUGUGAUCUGGGCAUUUCAGUUGUAGGAAAACCCUUUAGUAUCAUUUCCUUCUUUUCUCACCGCUGGGUGUUUGGAUGGAUGGGCUGCCGCUGGUAUGGAUGGGCUGGUUUCUUCUUUGGUUGUGGAAGCCUCAUUACCAUGACAGCUGUCAGCCUGGAUAGAUACCUAAAAAUCUGCCAUUUGUCAUACGGUACCUGGCUUAAGAGACAUCAUGCAUUUAUCUGUCUGGCAGUAAUCUGGGCCUAUGCUACAUUCUGGGCUACGGUGCCUUUCGCUGGUGUCGGAAGCUAUGCCCCUGAGCCAUUUGGCACUUCCUGCACUCUGGACUGGUGGCUGGCACAAGCUUCGGUGGCUGGACAGGCUUUUAUUCUGAGUAUUCUUUUCUUUUGCCUCCUGUUCCCAACUGCUGUGAUUGUUUUUUCCUAUGUCAAAAUAAUUUUAAAAGUCAAAUCAUCUGCCAAAGAGGUUGCUCACUAUGAUACCAGGAUUCAGAACAGCAACAUACUUGAAAUGAAGCUGACCAAG
Nestor notabilis (Kea) is the source of this 785-nucleotide messenger RNA. RefSeq names its product opsin 5 (gene OPN5). Gene Ontology annotation, cellular component: membrane. Gene Ontology annotation, biological process: G protein-coupled receptor signaling pathway. The annotation marks the transcript as partial. The record is from RefSeq and is a predicted model, not a curated record. NCBI's taxonomy places the organism in Eukaryota, Metazoa, Chordata, Aves, Psittaciformes, Psittacidae. Gene Ontology annotation, molecular function: G protein-coupled receptor activity. The transcript has 4 exons.